AUGGAGGAGGUUCUCUCUCCGUCGGCGGCCUCCGGGGGGAAGGCGGUGCUCCACGGGAAGUACGAGAUGGGGCGCCUGCUAGGGCACGGGACCUUCGCGAAGGUCUACCACGCCCGGAAUAUGCAGAGCGGCCAGAGCGUUGCCAUGAAGGUGGUGGGGAAGGAGAAGGUGAUCAAGGUAGGGAUGAUGGAGCAGGUCAAGCGGGAAAUCUCGGUGAUGAAGAUGGUCUCCCACCCGAACAUCGUCGAGCUCCACGAGGUGAUGGCCACCAAGACAAAGAUCUACCUGGCCAUGGAGCUGGUCCGCGGCGGCGAGCUCUUCUCCAAGAUCUCGCGGCACGGCCGCCUGAAGGAGGACGCCGCGCGGAUCUACUUCCGGCAACUCAUCUCCGCUGUCGAUUUCUGCCAUUCCCGAGGCGUAUACCACCGAGAUCUGAAACCAGAGAACCUGCUCCUCGACGAAUCCGGCAACCUCAAGAUCGCCGAUUUCGGCCUCAGCGCAUUCUCCGAUCAUCUCCACGCCGACGGCCUCUUCCACACCACCUGCGGCACCCCCGCUUACGUUGCCCCGGAGGUCAUCGGGAAGAAGGGCUACGACGGCGCCAAGGCCGAUAUCUGGUCCUGCGGCGUCAUCCUCUACGUGCUCCUCGCCGGAUUCCUCCCAUUCCAGGACGACAACCUGGUGGCCAUGUACAAGAAGAUCCAGCGGGGGGACUUCAAGUGCCCCCCCUGGUUCUCAUCCGACGCCCGCCGCCUCGUCACCAAGCUCCUGGAUCCAAACCCCAAGACGAGACUGACCGUCGCCAAGCUCCUCGAGUCCCCCUGGUUCAAGAAGCCCUCUCUUUCGCCAUCUCCCGCCGGUGGGCCGGAGAAGGAGAAAGCGGAGGAGAAGGAGAAGCCGGAGAUGCUCAACGCCUUCCACAUCAUAUCUCUGUCGCAGGGGUUCGAUCUGUCGCCGCUGUUUGACGACGUGGGGCGGCGAGGGGGGCGAGCGGAGGGGAUGCGGUUUGCCACCAGGGAGCCGGCGAGCGGUGUGAUCUCGAGGCUGGAGGAGGUUGCCACCAAGACGGCCGGGAAGUUCAGUGUGCAGAAGAGCGAAACCGGCGUGAGGCUAGAGCGACAGGAGAGGGGCCGGAAGGGGCCACUGGCGGUGGCGGCGGACAUCUACACGGUGGCGCCGUCGUGGCUCAUGGUGGAGGUGAAGAAGGACGGCGGUGACACCCUCGAGUACCAUAGCUUCUGCUGCGACGAGCUCCGCCCGGCGCUCAAGGACAUCGUCUGGGCCUCCUCCGACCCCCAGCCUGCCGCCGCCUAA
Molecule: messenger RNA, 1314 nt
Organism: Spirodela intermedia
Lineage: Eukaryota; Viridiplantae; Streptophyta; Magnoliopsida; Alismatales; Araceae
Source: the annotation of a GenBank genome assembly